AUGCUAACCUAUGGUCAUGAUGCAGUGUUAUCCAUGGAGGUGGUGGUGAGGUCAUUGAGAGUAGCUAAGCAGAAUCAUUUGACUCCAGAAGAUUACAAUGAAACCAUGAUGAUGGAGUUAGAAAAUCUAGAAGAAGGGAGACUUCAGGCUUUAAACAAUAUGAUAAUACAGAAGAAGAAAGUCUCCAGAAGCUACAACAAGAAAGUUAGACCUAAGACAUUUCAAGAAGAUGAGCUAGUAUGGAAGUUGAUCUUACCCCCUGGUACUAAAGAUAGAGAAUAUGGGAAAUGGUCUACUAAUUGGGAAGGGCCAUUCUUAGUCCACAAGGUGAUGAAGGGGAAUGCGUAUUGGCUAUCAAGUUUAGAGGGUGAGCCUCAUAGAAAAUUUAUUAAUGGAAAGUACUUGAAGAAAUACACUCCCACCAUCUGGGAGAAAUACAACUUAUAA
Molecule: messenger RNA, 447 nt
Organism: Mercurialis annua (annual mercury)
Lineage: Eukaryota; Viridiplantae; Streptophyta; Magnoliopsida; Malpighiales; Euphorbiaceae
Exons: 1
Coding region: 1-447 (148 amino acids)
Source: RefSeq, a predicted model, not a curated record